AUGGACAACGCGCCGCAGGAGCGGGGCAUCCCCGCGGCCCCCUUCGUCACGGACGUAGCUGAGUUUAUCGGUGGCGCCGAUCAGGAUGUGAUGCCGACGCUGCAAAAGUUCCAGGAGGCCCUCUCCAAGUACAAGUUCAUGGAGAUGAGCACGACGCAGCGGCGCAAGGGCCUCGAGCAAAAGAUCCCCGAUAUCGCCAAGACCCUGCAGAUGGUCGAGUUCCUCCGGUCGCGCAAGGAGGCGCCCGAGCCGACGGAGCUCACGUUUGAGCUGAACGACACGCUGUAUGCGCGUGCGACGCUUGACCCCAUCGACAAGGUGCACCUGUGGCUCGGCGUGCGUAUACCCCGCUCACCCCAGGCAAACGUCAUGCUCUCGUACGAUAUCGACGAGGCCAUCGAGCUCCUCACCGACAAGCUCGCCACCGCUCGCAAGAACCUCGAGAUGGCGCACGCCGAUCUCGGCUUCCUGCGCGAUCAGAUCACCACGAUGGAGGUCAAUACGGCGCGUGUACACAACUGGGACGUCAAGCGCCGCCGCGACCAACGCGAAGCCAGCGCACGCGCCGCGUAG
Malassezia sympodialis ATCC 42132 is the source of this 573-nucleotide messenger RNA. RefSeq lists its product as uncharacterized. Gene Ontology annotation, biological process: tubulin complex assembly; protein folding; microtubule-based process. Lineage: Eukaryota; Fungi; Basidiomycota; Malasseziomycetes; Malasseziales; Malasseziaceae. The coding region runs from base 1 to 573 and encodes 190 amino acids. The record is from RefSeq and is a predicted model, not a curated record. The transcript is spliced from 2 exons. Gene Ontology annotation, cellular component: cytoplasm; prefoldin complex. Gene Ontology annotation, molecular function: tubulin binding.